CCUGCGGUCAGGGUCGUGGCGGGGAGGAGCAGAGCGGAGCGGCUGUGCGCGGCCCUUCACCUCCCGCCGCCCGGUUGCGGCUCCUUCCCCUCUCCCCCCGCACGGAAGUGGCCUCGGCGCCGCCGCGGCUUCUCUGCCCGAGGCUCCGUGGGCUUGGUUGCGGGGGGCUGUUCCGUCUGUGAAGCUACCACACUCCUGCAACACGGGGAAAUGUAGCGCCGCCUUCUGGCGAGCGCAACAAGCCCCCUGCCGCCCCUUCCUUCCCACCCCUGCCCGGAGCCCCAGAGGAUGGGGAGGAUCGCCCGGCUGCUGCGCCUUGAUGGCUCCCCUCUUUCUCGGCUCCAAGCUUGGGGUGAAAGGGCUUGGCUGUUGUGCGGCCCAAAUGGAGUUGGCUUGAAGGCUGGUGAUGGCUUCCUUGGCCGCGCUGCAGCCUGGCGUCCUGGAGCGUCUCCUUUUGCUCGGGGCGAAAGGAAUAAGGCUUCAAGGAUUGUGAAGUAUGGUUUGAGAAUCAACAGUAGAAGCUGGAGUGCUAUUGCAGGCUUGUAAAAAGCCACUCACCAGCGACCCUUGUCUCUCAAACUAUGCCAGAGAUGACAGAGAAGGCUCCUCUUAAGAAGCAACAUCGAAAGAAAAAUCGUGAGACUCACAACGCAGUGGAGAGGCAUCGCAAGAAGAAGAUCAAUGCUGGAAUAAACCGAAUUGGUGAGCUAAUUCCAUGUUCCCCAGCACUGAAACAGAGUAAGAACAUGAUCCUGGAUCAAGCAUAUCAAUAUAUAACAGAAAUGAAAAGGCAAAAUGAUGAACUGCUGUUGAAUGGAGGAAACAGCGAGCAAGCUGAAGAAAUAAAAAAGCUCCGGAAGCAGUUGGAUGAACUUCAGAAAGAAAACGGGCGCUACAUAGCAUUAUUGAAAGCCAAUGACAUUUGCCUUUAUGAUGAUCCCACCGUCCACUGGAAACGAAAUCUUAAACCUGGAAAAGUUUCUGUUGUUAUUCCCAAUGAUCAGGUGCAAAAGAAGAAGGGAAACCUCAAAAAUGCAAAAGUUUCCGUUGUUAUCCCUGGUGACCAGCUGCAAAAGAAUAUCAUUGUAUAUUCCAAUGGCAGUCAGCUUGGUGGCAGCAACCAGGGGGCAUCUGUCCAAGGAAUAACGUUUAACAUCAGUCAUAAUUUACAGAAGCAGACAGCUAAUGUUGUUCCUGUCCAGAGGGCUUGCAACCUAGCUACUCCUGUGACCUUAUCUAGCAUCUAUUCCACAGAAAUUAAGUCAGGGGUUCAGACUUCCGUUUCUCCACUGUUAUCGGGCCCAUCAAAUCCAGCCAAGAAAAUUCUUGAGCACUCUACCUCUGAGAAUCAGCAGAGCUUACCUACUGGUUCUAGUGCUGCCAGCUCACUGAAUAACUUGCAGCUAGUGAGGAUACAGCCUGAAAUGCGGAGUUCACCACAAGAUGAAGAUGACAUCUCCAAAUCUAAAAAUAGACAAGAGACUUCGAAGUCAAUGGAGGGAGCAGGUUUGCCCAGUGUCAGCCUGCCUUUCAGUGCCAGUGUGGAAAAAUCUCCAGCUCAGCUGGCAGACAUAACCCCUAAAGAGGAUUCAAGAAUUGGGUCCCUAGAAAGCUGUGUUGUUUCUGCAGCUGAUACCACUUGUACUCCAUCUGUAAUGCUCUCCAUUGAUGGAAAGCCAUCCACAGGAAACAUCUUCAAAAGUAUAGAUGUUAUAAGUGGCAGCGGAGCAUCUGCAGGAGAAGUCCAGAAGGCUGUAACAGAAAUUAAUGCUUUGCCUGCAACUGCUUUAGAUAAGUGGCCUUUUCCCAGUUCUUCAAGCCUUGGCGCUCCAGGUUCCAAAAGCAUGGGUGGUGUGACACGAAUCACCUCAGCUGGGAACACCCAAACUACUUGGACUACUUUGCAGCUAGCAGGGAAUACUGUUCAACCUCUAAACCCUACUCCAUCCAACAUAAAGACAGCCCUGUUAAAUGAGCCAGUUAAUGGUGCUAGUAUUACGACAUCCACUCCUAACAGGAUUAUGGCAACUACUGCCAGUUUAAAUAAUCCUUUACCUGUGGGUGAACAAACAGCUGAGCAGAUUGUGGUUACUUUGCCUUCCUACUCAUCCAUACCUAUGCAGCCGCUAGUUACCAAGACACAGGUUAUAGCCCAAUCUGCAGGCAGCCUCCUUCCACUGAAUCCAGCCAUGCAGGUGAUUCAGAUGUCCCAGCCGAUAGGAUCAUCGGUCACUGCAUCACCUGCUAACCAAAACGUCGUCAUUUUCCAGCCUUCAAAUGCUACUCCUGGCCCACCAGUGUUGAGAGCUGAAGUCCCCAACCAAACUGUUAGCCAGCAGAUUGUAAUUAUACAAACUGCUAACCCAAAUCCUCUCUCCCUUUUCUCUGCUCCACCUCCUCCUAUCAGAAUGCCUAUAAAUGGAACCUCUCCCAUAGCAACUGCUAGUACUCCUAUGCAAAAUGCCUCUGGCCCUCAUAUGUUUGGUGGGAAACAUCUUGUCCAUAUUUUACCAAGACCAUCCUCUUCAUCAUCUUCUUGCUCAACACAAACGCUUUCGGGUGCAAUGUCUAACCAACAUCUCCUACAAACUAUUUCUUUAAAUGGGCAGCUGUUUGCAUUGAAGCCUGUUAAGUCCUGUUCUGGAGGCUCAGAUCAAGCCCCUAUGCAAGUUAUUCAACCUACCACCAGUGAAGAUCCGAAUACAAAUGUUGCCCUCAAUACAUUUGGUGCUUUAGCUAACCUCAAUCAAAGCAUAUCACAGAUGGCUGGACAAAAUUGUCUGCAAGUGUCAAUCAGUCAGCCUAUCAAUCCAUCAACAGUCAGUAGCCAAGCCACUUCAAGUAACCGUGUUCUGCCGGCAGCUACAGUAGCAUCCUCUUCAGCUGCUGAGAACUCUGUAUUAACCAGUGUUUCACAUUCAGUGGCUGCUUCUCCCGCAAAAGCUCCCCUUGGUCUGGGCUCAAAAUGGUCUAAUAAAAGUACUAAAAAAUGCUUAGUGGCCAGCAGCAGUCUUGUAUGUCAAAUGAAUUCUUGCAAAGAUUUGAAGAAACUUGAUAGUGGGAAUGUGGAGGCUACACCUGAACAUUCAGGAAGUGACAUCUUGCUUGAAAACAUGCCUGUUAAUGUGGUGUUGCAAAACUUAGCCAUAUCACAAACAAGUAGGAGAACAGCACCUAACGAUGUUACCCAUAAUGAUGCUUCUGAUUCUCAUCCUAAGGAGAGACUGAGAACAGAAGAAGAUACAGAGUCUACUGUGGCAUCUGACCUGAAUGCAGCUGUAGUGCCGAGAUCAUUACCCUCUGAAUCAGUUGCAUUGGGACAGUUUGAAGUGGUUGCUCCCAUUUCCAAAGAUUGUGCUUCUCCACCUCUCCAAAUAUGCAUACCUCAAACUAAUUCAGCAACAAAUGCUAAAUUAUCAGAACCAUCCAAAUGCAUUUCCACCAGCCCCUUAACAUCAUCUUCUGACUCGCUGGUUACAACUUCUCAUAUUACUGGGACAUCUGUGACAAACAGUGGAACAAGUGCAGACAGUGUUCCCAGAACAGAGGUAUCAGAGAUCUGUAGGGUAGAGCAAAAUUGUUCCAUUGUAAUGCAAGCCAAUGAUUUGUUAGAAGAACAAGGCCUGACUAAGAUUUUCUCUGAUUUUAGUAAAGUGGGAGAAGCUGUACAAAAAAACUUUUCGGUCCAAGUAGAGCACCCUAAUUUUCACACCCCAAACAUUAAAUCAAUUAUAGACUCAAAUGACUUGGCAGAGAAGGAGGAAGGACUCUUGCUGGUAAACACCCAAGAGGAAAAUCUUGCACAAUCUCAUUCCUGCACCUCUGAACAAGAGACAGCCACUGCUAACAGACAAUCAGACUCGCCAAUGUCAACUAGCUCAGGCAGCAGUUGUGGCUUCUCCGUUGCAUCAAUGUUGCCAGACUCGUGUAGGGAAAAUGUUCCCAACAGCACUGCAGUGAAUACAUAUAACAGCUGUACAUUUUCGGAGCAAACAGAUAUUGUAGCUUUGGCAGCGAAAGCAAUUUUUGACCAAGAGACCCAUGCAAAAGGUAUAGGGGCAGUGUCAGCAGCUGCUGCUUCCAAGGCUGAUGAAGUGGUAUCUCUAGGAAGAGACCAGUCUUUUAAGUCUCACACCAUUAAAAAUACAGACCAGAUUGAGACAACACCAAGAACUUUCAGCACCCAGAAUUCAGUGCAAAUAAACAUUGAUAGGUCAGUCGAAAAACAAAGCUGUUCUGUUGGAGUGGAAAUGUCCAAUGUAACAUUGCAAAUCCCAACCUCUCAGUCUUCAAGCACAUCAAGCUUGAGUGUCAAUAAUCUCAUCCAUCAAAGCUGCAUCAUCCAUCCUGGUGUAAGCUGCUCAGGUUUACCCUCAGCUUCAGACCAAUCAACAGUUCCUGUGACCAUGACUCCAUCUUUGCCUGAUACUUCAUAUAUGAAUCAGUCUCCGGGACAUUCUCCAGUGCUAAUGACAAAUUAUGCUUCAGAACAACUGUCUGCUAUUCAGACCAGCACUAUGCAGGCUCCUCAGAUGCAUGAGGCACACUUAAAGCAGCAGAGCCAGGAAAACCGCAAAGAUUCUGCCAAGCGUUCUGUUCAAGAGGAUCACCUGCUUUCCACGUCAAAGAGACAGAAACACUGCCAGACGGCGCCUCUGCGGCUUGAAGGUAUGGCUUUGCUAAACCAAACAACCAAUGAUCUUUCAGAUCAAAAUCGAAUUCUUGUCAACCAGAUCCCUUCCAAUCCAUCCAAUCUGGCAGCAUCGGGGAGUAGUCAAGCACGCGCUGAUAGUCAUAGCCGGUUAUUCCCAACCAGCAAUUUUGUGGCACCCUCUCUGAGGCAAGCUGAAAUUCAGUGUAAUUCUCAGCCUUCUGCUUCAGAUCAGGCAGGACAACAUCUACAGCCACUUCAACAUGCUUCUAGUCAAGGAAUGGCUCAUCUUCACAGUAAUCAUCCAUAUAUAAAGCAGCAACAACAGGCUGGACAGUUAAGAGAGAGACAUCAGUUGUAUCAACUCCAGCAUCACAUUUCUCAUGCAGAAAGCCCUAUCCAUUCUCAAGCCCUCAAUGUCCACCAGCAAAGAGUAAUGCAUCAAGAGGUACAAAUGCAAAAGAAAAGAACCCUUAUCCAAGCAGCCCAACCCACCACCCUUAAUUUACAGCAGAAGCAUCAUGGAAAUGACCAAUCACGAUCAAAGAGCAACCAGUCUCAUCCCCAUCACCCCCAAAUGCAGCAGAUGCAGCAGCACUAUACAUCUUCCCAGCCUGAGAAGACAUGUGAGAACCCCACUGUGAGCAGAACUCACCAUAACCAUCCUCAGAACCAUCUGAAUCAGGAUAUUCUGCAUCAGCAGACGCCAGAUGUAGGCAACAGACAGCCAGGUUCUGGAGUUUCUUCUGAACAUGUGCCAGGACAUAGCCAGAUGCAGAGACUUAUGACCUCCAGGGCUUUGGAGCAGCAAAUGGUGUCCCAACCUAGUAGUAUCACUAGGUCAUCAGAUAUGACCUGUGUCCCCCACAGACAAGAACGAAAUAGAGUUAGCAGUUAUUCUGCAGAGGCACUUAUUGGGAAGUCCCCCUCCAAUUCAGAGCAAAGGCAAGGAAUAUCCAUUCAGAGCUUGAGGGCUUCAGAUAAUCUUGAAAUGAGAAAUUACCUUGAUGUAUCUAGGAAUAAAGGAUUGGUAAUUCAUAACAUGCAAGGUCGCAUGUCUGUAGACCAUACAGUUGGACCAGAUGUGCAAAGGCUCUCUGAGUGCCAGACCUUCAAGUCAAACAGCACUAAUCAGCAGUUUGAUCUUCAAUCCUCAAGGAACAGUGAAAUAGGUACCUCAAUGUCCUCCCUCAGAGGCAUGCAGACACAGGCAUUUCGAGUUGCUCAAAAUGCCGGGCCACCCAUAGACAGACAGAAGAGGUUGUCCUAUCAGCCAGUUCAGGGCAUUUCAACAGGAAAUCCUCUUCCUCCUGCAAGGGACAAUGAAAAUACAUGCCACCAAGGUUUCAUGCAGAGUUUACUUAUCCCCCAUCUUGGAGAUCAAGUCAGUGGGAGCCAAAGACCACUUUCAGAGCAUCAGAGAAAUCCACAGUGUGCCACUUCUGUUGUUGAAUAUAAUUGCCCCCCAGCAAGAGACAGUAUUCACAUUCGAAGAGAAGGUGAUGGUCAGAACAGGGAAAGUUGUGACAUGUCUCUUGGUACUAUUAAUAAUAGGAACAAUUCAUUAAAUAUUCCUUUUUCAAGUUCCUCUGGAGAUAUUCAGGGUCGCAAUACAAGCCCCAAUAUUUCCAAAUCCAAUCCCAUGAGAAUGACAGAAAGUCAUGGAACCAAGGGUCACAUGAAUGUUCCAGUUUCCAGCAAUGUUCAUGGAGUUGUCCGACCUCCUCUCCCGCACCCUCCAGUCUCUCGUGGGAAUGCUGACCAAAUUCCACCAUCAGUUCGUCAGCCAAAUUCUUCAGUUACUCAACGUUCAAGACAUCCUCUCCAGGAUAAUGGUGGUUCUAAAAUUCGCCAACCUGAAAGAAAUCGUUCUGGAAAUCAAAGACAUGGGAAUGUGUUUGAUCCUAGUCUUCCCCACCUUCCUUUGGCUGCCAGUGGUAGUAUGAUCCUUGGAAGGCAACAACCUGCUCUAGAAAAAAGAGGCAGCAUUGUGCGAUUCAUGCCUGAGGGACCACAAAUGUCGAAUGAUGGUGCAGCUCCUGAUCAGCACAGUCUGUCCCAAAACUUUGGAUUCCCUUUUAUUCCAGAGGGUGGAAUGAAUCCCCCAAUAAAUGCCAAUACGUCAUUCAUUCCACCAGUGACUCAAUCCAGUACUACUCGAACACCAGCCCUGAUUCCAGUGGACCCCCAAAAUACGUUGCCAUCUUUUUAUCCACCAUAUUCUCCUGCCCAUCCCACCUUGUCCAAUGACAUUUCAAUUCCUUAUUUUUCUAAUCAAAUGUUUCCUAAUCCAAGCACAGAGAAAUCAAACGGUGGAAGUUUAAACAAUCGGUUUGGCUCUAUUUUGUCUCCUCCCAGACCAGUGGGCUUCGCUCAACCAAGUUUCCCCCUUCUGACGGACAUGCCCCCAAUGCAUAUGGCCAAUUCAUCUCACUUGUCCAAUUUUAAUUUGACUUCUUUGUUCCCAGAAAUAGCUACAGCCCUUCCUCCAGAUGGUUCAGCAAUCUCACCUCUGCUCUCUAUAGCAAACACUUCUGCUUCUGACUCUUCCAAGCAAUCAUCAAACCGGCCUGCUCAUAACAUAAGCCAUAUUCUAGGUCACGAUUGCAGUUCAGCUGUAUGAAAAGUAGUGAUCUAGGAGCUAAGAAUGGUGGGUUAUUUUGUGUGUGUAGUAUGCAUUUUUGUGUAUACACAGGCGUGUGUACAUGUGUGCAUUUGAGGUUGCCAUCCUUGAAGAGACCACUUAUAGCAUCACUGUUUGUCAGGAGUAUGUAUACAAUGGUAGGUGCUUCUGCAUUCCUACAUACCCAUGUUGCUAACUCAAAGUAGUGGUGCCUAUCUCAAUGCUUACUAGUAAGAGUAAGAAUGCAACACCUUGAUCUGUCUUAAUAGAGUUCCAGACUGUUAUCCCCAGUGCCAAGAUGUGCCCUGUGCAAAAUAAGACCAGGGAAACAAACUAUGAAGAGCCUCAUUUAUAAUUCCUGGAGAGUAGUUUUUAUUUUAUUUUUUGUUCCAAGAUGUAGAUUCGCAAGGGCCUCAAGCACACCCCAUAUUGGUACCAAGGUUUUGAGUUGACUCAUGCUAGAUCACUUUGAUUGCUUUUUGUGUUGAAGCUUUAUAAUAGACAUAUUUCAUAGGGCUAAUUUAUGUGAUAAAUUUUGAUGGACACGUGAGUUUAAUGCCAUGCCAUCUUCUGAGGAGCUGUAUUCAUGUUUUGUGUAAUGGAAAAUAUUGCUUCUCUUCUAAAACAUGUAGUUUAAUGCCUUGCUCCUGAGGGAUUUUUUUACUAUUGAUAAUAUUUAUUCCUGCUAACAAUUCAUAGCAUUUUAAAAAUUGUACUAUAUGUUGAUUUCUUCCCCUAGACAUGGCAUUCAUUCUUGCUGUUACUGGUUCUAUGCUGUGAGUUUCUCAGGGUAUCCUUUUUGUGUCUUGUUUAACACUUUCUUAAGGAGAAGCGUUAUCUUCCCAUUUUACCCUUGUUAAUGUUUUUCUUUACUUUUUCCUCAGAUUAGUUUACUCUUAUAACAUGAAAGCAUAUAAUAUGAACAUAUUGUGUGACAAAUAUUGUUGGGUAAGACUGUAGGUAAAUGCAAAAUUAAUAUUAAGUGCUAAUUUAAAUGUAUUACUUUGCACUUAGAAAGCACCUUCUAUCCAAGCUAGAGACUCUUUGGUGGGAGUGGAAAGAGGAGUGUGUGAGGGUUUAAGCACCUGGCAAAUUGGGAUGAUCUUGGUGGAGUUAGUUAAGAGUGGAGAUGAAAAAUGGUGGGUUUAAAAAAAAUUGUUGGUAAUUUAAUAUAUGAAAUGUGGCAAGUAACAGGUGAUUGGCUUUUUUUCUCUCAUAAUUACUACAAACACUAUUUUUAUGCACCCCUUUGGAUUGUCCAAAACAGACAGCAAUAUUGUUUCAAAGAGUCUUCCUCAGCUGCUGGAAGCCAGACUACAACAGUGGCAAAUAAUUGGCCCGGGCUAUUUCCUUGAUGAGUUGCUAAUUUUUUUGCUUGAGCUUCUUUCUGUAAGUCCCACAAACAGAUAGCCAGAACUUUUAUCCAUUAAGUUGGCAAACGUACUCCCAUGUGUGUGGGAUUCCCUGCCCAAUGAGGUAGCAUACCAAGGGAUCUUAGAAUGGUAUAGUGCUUAGUACAUGUGCUGAAGGUACAGCAUGGUCUUGGAAUGGUGAUUCAGCAAUGCAGUGUCUUCAGCAGCACCAGCUCUGUUUUGGGCCUCCUGUUUCAGAACAGGUGUCAUUAUGAGAAUUGUAAUCUUGCAUGAGAAAUCUGAAGUGGCUAGUUUAGUCAGAUUAGAUAGUAGGAAUAUCCACCAGCUCACGUUUCUACAUAGUUGUAUACCUCAAAAAAUUCAGUUGGCCAAACUGUUUAGAAGAUAACUUUAUAGUAUUGCAAUGGUCCGUUUUACAAAAAGUAAGGAAAGACAGAGUGGAAAGGCUUCCAUGGGGCUACAUGAUGAAUGCCUGAGAACAGAGAGAGUUUGAAUCUUGUGCUCUGGCUUUCUGCUGAAAUGUACAUCUGAAAGAAAGGUAUGAAAUCUAAUCACUGAUUUAGAAAAGUAUAUUUCUGUUUUGAGGGAUGUGUCAUCAUUUUGCUCUGGAGUACAAUUGUCUUUAUGCACAUCAGUUUUCUCCUGUUGCUCACCUUUUGAGGGUAGGACCCACAGCACAUUGCUUUCUUCUGGCUCCAGUUAGGGUAACUGCCACAUACAUCCUGUCAGUCAGGCAAAACAAGCUAUUUCCUCUUGGAAGCCGGUUUGUGAAGGUAAACUUGGCGCCACAGGUCAGAGCUUGCGCUUAGCAUAUGGGGGGGGGGAAAUAUCUUUGUGGUGAUUUCACUUCACAGGCUUUGCAGGGCCAUUCAGCCUGGUUAUCUGGGUUUCCUUCCAAGCGCUUGGACCAUUCAUCAUGGUCUGAAAGGAGGGAUGUUACCAUAGUUGUAACAGAGAACUUGAUUUCAUGUAUAUUGUCCCUGCUCGAGAAAAGUAUGAAUAUAGUCAUUAUUUUCAAAGGGCAUACUAGCAUUAUGAGGCAUGUGAAUGUAUGUGCAGACAUGACAUGGAUUCUAACAUAAUUUAUUUUAAAACAAUUUCCAAAUGACCAGUCCUUUAGAUUCUUCAUGGCAUACUUCAGGCCAGCUACUUAGUUCACUGUGGAGACUUCUCUGUGUUGUAGUGAGAUUUAAGAAUUUACAGAUAUGCUAGAGUUGGCCCAGAGCUGAAUCACCCUUCAUAUCCAUUUCAUGAAUAUGAUAUAAUAUUACUUGGAUAAUAUCUGAAAUUAACAUCUGAAUAUUUCUUCAAAGACUUUCAUUGCAAGAAAGUAUGUUAAUUCUUACGUCACUUUUACUUAUUAAUGGAGUCAUUCUUUCUUCGUGCUCUCUUCAGUCUAGGAGGAGUUGCCGAAUUCCUUAAAAAUCCUUGACUAUUGAGCCUGUUUAAUAGACGUGGUAAUUUUGUUUUGUUUUUGUAGAAGCCCUAUCUCAAUUGCUGACAGAAAAGUCAACAAUUCAACUCAAUUCCAAUCAAAUUCCCAAAAUUUCUAUAUAUAAUUUAAUUCUAUAUCAUAUUGCACUAGUAAUUAAAGGGAGCACAGUGUGUUAACUUUUUUUUCUGUUGUAGACCCAAUGCUACUAGAGGGUGGAAGAGGCUCUUUCUAGACCAUUGCUGUGCUGCUUGUUGUAUACACAUACCAAAUGCCUGUUGUGUAAAAUGUUAUUUUAAAAAAUAAUUAGCACACAUGGAUUUCUCCAAAAAUUAUGAACCUUUUUUUAAAAAUUGUUUUUCAUUUUUGGCUUCUUUAUAUAAUUAAUCUGGUCUUACAAACUGAAUGGAAACAAAACCACUUUAUGGACAUUAUAAUGUUGUGCCUUGACUGCAUUGGUAUUGCCUCAGUUAAUUACUAUAUAGCUUUAACCACCCUUCAUCCCCCCCAAAAAAUUAGUUGAUUAUGCUGUAUAACUGGUGGUUAUGUGGAACAGGUUACUACUUGCCAUCUCCUAGGACUGAGAAGAAUCAGAUUCUUUCAUCAUUUUGCAUCAGGCGUAUUUAGUUAAAAUGUUUAAAUAACAAGUAGGCGAUGGGGAAACUUGGGAAUGACUUGCCCAAGGCCUUAUGGAGAGUUAGAGACAUGUAAGAAUCCAAGGUUUCCUGAGUUACCUUUUAAUACUGUAAAUUUGUCAUAGAAGAUCAUUUCUGUGCAAAAGGUUGUGCUUGGGUUUUGGGACUCCUGGGAUUCUAUACAAAUUCACUAUAAAUUGGUAGAACAUGGCUAAUGUGCAGAUGAGGAAAGGGCUCAGGCAGGCUAUUCAACUACAAUUAAAAAAAAGUAUUUUCUUUUGAGCCAAUUUGUUUUCCACUUCAAGUUAUCACAAGUCUGUAAUGCUGGGAGGGUAUAUAUUUUAAAUUCUGUAACUUGGUUUAUAUUAUCCACUUUUUGACAAUAGAUGGAAAAAAUUAAGACUACCAACUUUUCAGUAUGUACUGUGACAGAAACCAGUAGGCCACUCUCUUGUGGGCUUUAUCUACAUUGAAUCUUCUUAGUAGAACUUUCUGGUAGACACCACUGUAGCAGAUCACUGCUAAUGUGCACCUUAGUGCUGAUAAGACAUUUUUUAAAUGUCUGUCUUGAUGUUGUCUAGCGUGGCAGUUUUGCAGUUUCAAGUGCUGGAGGAGCUGGAAUUACUGAGAAUUAUAUUUAGCUGCAAAUUGACUGCCCUCAGUAGACUACAUGGAGUACAAAGGGCUAUAAGGUCUGCAAGUUCAGUUGCGUCUUCUUUAAGGCGGCAGUGCUCUUCAGAAAAGAGCAAACAUACAGAUAAUGUCUGUCUUUGCAAUAUAUUCCAAACAUAUUUGUCUCUUACAUAUUACCGAACCAUUUAUAGCUUUAUAUUCUUAAUAGUGUUGUCCAAUUUUGUAAUCUUAUCUAAAUUAUGUCACCUUACAACACUUAGAUGAAUGAUUCAACCUGCUUCAGGAAGUUAAAUAUAAACAUCUCACUGGCACAUAUAGAUGAGUUGUAUGUAAAUGUAGAAGCUUUAAGAGAGUGUGCAUAUCACGUGUUUGUUUCUACUGGGCAUAAGCAACCAGCCCUUGCUCUUUUAAUGGGAGCAGUUAUGCAAAACUGGAUGCCAUGCAGGAUGAUAGGCUGCAUAACAUCAAGUUUGGGCAGAUUACUUCAUCUCCAAGCCACAUGCAGCUGUGAUCAGAUCCCUUAUGGGUUCCUCAGACAUACAAGAGUCAGCUAUAUUCCCCCUCUUGAAAUUAACAAAUGUAUUAUCUUGAUUUGUGCCACAAUUUUUCUGCUGUGCAUCCUCUCAAAUUCUACAUACAGCCCCCUACCCCCAGAGACUUUCCAGCCCUAGUACAGAAAUGUGUGAUAAUACUGAUCAGGAACAUGAAUUAUUAUUGUAAAUAAGAUUUUGUUAUGUUUAUUUUGACAUCUUUUUACAAACUUGUUGCUUUCAGAUGUAAAUAUUUACAACAGUGAUUUUGAUGAAAGUUCAGAUUUUUAUUAAGUGCAACAUUUUAUUGAUUGUAAAAAUUGUACAGAUAUGAACAAAAUGGUACUUUAUUUUAAAAAACAUACAGUUUGUGUACUUUCAUUUUUGUGUGCUGUAUAUACUUUGUGGUUCCUCUUCCUGGAAAAAAACCAAACAAUGCCUGCAAUCUUGUGCUUAAAUCUUAGGUGCAAGUUGCAGCCAAAGCUACAUAAACCUGUAAUUUUAAAGAAUUUAAAG
Molecule: messenger RNA, 12393 nt
Organism: Rhineura floridana
Lineage: Eukaryota; Metazoa; Chordata; Lepidosauria; Squamata; Rhineuridae
Gene: USF3
Product: upstream transcription factor family member 3
Exons: 7
Coding region: 582-7274 (2230 amino acids)
Molecular function (GO): protein dimerization activity
Source: RefSeq, a predicted model, not a curated record